Perognathus longimembris pacificus (Pacific pocket mouse) is the source of this 2192-nucleotide messenger RNA. It is a transcript of the gene Prdm6, whose product is annotated as PR/SET domain 6. Lineage: Eukaryota; Metazoa; Chordata; Mammalia; Rodentia; Heteromyidae. The record is from RefSeq and is a predicted model, not a curated record. Gene Ontology annotation, molecular function: histone methyltransferase activity; protein binding. Bases 18 to 1760 code for a protein of 580 amino acids. The transcript has 7 exons. Gene Ontology annotation, cellular component: nucleus.
AGCCCGAGGCGUCGGACAUGCUGAAGCCCGGAGAGCCCGGCGGCUCGGCCUUCCUCAAGGUGGACCCAGCCUACCUGCAGCACUGGCAGCAGCUCUUCCCUCACGGCGGCGGCGGCGGCCCGCUGAAGGGCGGCGGCCCCGCGGGCCCCCUGGGCGCGCCGCCGCCCCCGGAGCGCGCCGAGCCCCCGCCGGACGGCCUGCGCCCGCGGCCCGCCGCGCUCUCCGCCGCCGCGUCCGCCCCGGCCGCCGCCGCCGCCCCCGCCGUGUCCUCCUGCGCCGCGGCCGCGGCGGCCGCCGCCCUGGCGGGGCUCUCGAGCCUGCCGGUGGCGCAGCUGCCCGUGUUCGCGCCGCUCGCCGUGGCCGCCGUGGCCGCCGAGCCGCUGCCCCACCCGGACCCGAGCCUCCGCGCGGCCUCGGGCCCCGGGCCGGCCGCGGGCGGCGGCGGGGACGGCCGCGGCGCCCCGCGCUUCCGCUGCAGCGCCGAGGAGCUGGACUAUUACCUGUACGGCCAGCAGCGCAUGGAGAUCAUCCCGCUCAACCAGCACGCCGGCGACCCCAACAACCGUUGCGACAUGUGCGCGGACAACCGCCACGGCGAGUGCCCCAUGCACGGCCCCCUGCACUCCCUCCGCCGGCUGGUGGGCACCAGCAGCGCCGCGGCCGCCGCGCCCCCGCCCGAGCUGCCCGAGUGGCUGCGGGACCUGCCCCGGGAGGUGUGCCUGUGCACCAGCACCGUGCCCGGCCUGGCCUACGGCAUCUGCGCGGCGCAGAGGAUCCAGCAGGGCACCUGGAUCGGCCCCUUCCAGGGGGUGCUGCUGCCCCCCGAGAAGGUGCAGGCGGGCGCCCUGAGGAACACGCAGCACCUCUGGGAGAUAUAUGACCAAGAUGGGACACUACAGCACUUUAUUGAUGGUGGGGAACCUAGUAAGUCGAGCUGGAUGAGGUAUAUCCGGUGUGCAAGGCACUGUGGAGAGCAGAAUCUAACAGUAGUUCAGUACAGGUCGAAUAUAUUCUACCGAGCCUGUAUAGAUAUCCCCAGGGGCACCGAGCUCCUGGUGUGGUACAAUGACAGCUAUACAUCUUUCUUUGGGAUCCCCUUACAGUGCAUUGCCCAGGAUGAAAACUUAAACGUCCCUUCCUCGGUCAUGGAAGCCAUGUGCCGGCCAGACGCCCUGCAGCCCUUCGGUAAGAGCAGCAAGCUGGCCGCCGCCGCCCCGCAGCGCUCCGUGGUCUUCCCCCAGACGCCCUGCAGCCGGGGCUCCUCCCUCCUGGAUAAAUCGGGGGCCCUGGAGUCGGGCUUCAACCAGCUCAACGUGAAGAACCAGCGGGUGCUGGCCAGCCCGACCUCCACGAGCCAGCUGCACUCGGAGUUCAGUGACUGGCACCUGUGGAAGUGCGGCCAGUGCUUCAAGACCUUCACCCAGCGCAUCCUCCUGCAGAUGCACGUGUGCACGCAGAACCCGGACAGACCCUACCAGUGUGGCCAUUGCUCUCAGUCCUUUUCCCAGCCUUCAGAACUGAGGAAUCACGUGGUCACUCACUCCAGCGACCGGCCUUUCAAGUGUGGCUACUGCGGCCGGGCCUUUGCAGGCGCCACCACCCUCAACAACCACAUCCGAACCCACACUGGAGAGAAGCCCUUCAAGUGCGAGAGGUGUGAAAGGAGCUUCACGCAGGCCACCCAGCUGAGCCGACACCAACGGAUGCCCAAUGAGUGCAAGCCAAUAACCGAGAGCCCAGAAUCAAUCGAAGUGGAUUAACUGAUUGACUGGCUGGAAUUAAACUGCAAGGAAAGUCAUGAUUAAAUGUCACGGACACUUAAGCAAAACCAAAGAUUUCCUCUGAGCAACUUUCAAUCAGUCCCAGAAAACCAAAAGCAGUAAUAAAAUAAGUAAGAUGUUAAGAGAUAUUGAUCCUGGCAUGGAAGUCAGACCAGGAAAGAGAUUAUUUAUUUAUGACUAGGGAUGAGACUGCUAACCUGGGGUGGCUACUCUUUCCAGUGCCACCAUGGAUUUGCUUUGUUUCUAAAAAGCUUUUUUUUAAAAAACAAACAAACAAACAAACAAAAACAAAUCAAGACAAAAAACCCAAAUUGUUAUUUAAUACCAAAGGGAGGACUCUAAUGGGUUCUGCCCCCAGUUGGGACGGAGACUGCACAGAGACUUGCUUCUCAUUGCACCUUUGUAUCAUAG